GAAUAAGCCACUAUCUGCUAAAGAUAGGAAGGAGGACACAAGGAAAGCGGUGGAUCAACUCUAUCGGUACUUGAUCGAUGCCUAUCAAAAGCGACAUUGUCCGAAUGUGCUAUACGGCAUUGCCAUUGUAGGCUUUCGAAUGUACCUGUACGAGAUGAGGGGCAUAGGUGCACCGAUGAUUCACGUCGAGUCGGGUUUUGCCCCAAAUUUUCUAGCCAACAGUGCAACCACACUUUGGACGGAAAUUCGCAAAUUGGUUGACGAUCAAGUGCGUGAGAAGCCACCUACGUGGCCACGUGCAACUCGCUCUCUCAACAACAGUGUGGGUGUGGCCCAACAAGAUGCUGACAUGGAGAGAUCCCAAGAUACGAUGGGUGGUCUCUUUGAAGACGCCGAGGCAUUGAAAUUCCCUCCAAUGCCCGAACCCAAAGACCCCAAUGUAUUCGGUGCCACAUCUUACCUACCAGGCCUUAGCCCUGCAAACACCGAUUCUACUGGGCCCCAUGAAAUCGAGAGCCCAAUACAACUCCGUUCAGCUGAUCGGGUUGGGGGAACUCUCUCGUACACCCCGUUCUUCGAUUCCCCUGCCCCAAGCAACUUGAGCAGCGAUCAUCGAGUCGGCGGGACACCGCAUCUCCCCGGUAGUGCCCAAUGGAUGCCCACCCCCCAGCCAGGCCAAACACGGCCUUUUCACGGGUUUCAAUCCAUGCCUGCCGCUCACUCAGGUGGAAUGCCACUCACUCCGAGGGCUCCCUCAGACUCACCACUGCAACCUGUCGGAACACCAUCUUCUCCGAGUCUUCUCAUGCCUCCAUUGGAAUCACCUGAAUCACCACUCCAUCGCUUCUCAACACAAAGGAGGCAACUGCAGAUAACUAAUAACGUUAGCGCAAUCGGUAUCCUUGUGAGAGACCAGGAUCGGUCCUCUGGCACUGCAGGUCAAGGUGAACCUGAAGAGGGUCAAGUUCCUCGAGGUGGCGCUAGUUGCAACCCGAGCUAUGCUGCUGAUGCGCCUAGAACACCUGAACCGAUCAGCCGACGCACCAUAACGGACUGGUACUCCAUUUCGGCUUUACCUUCAACCAGCACGGCUCCCAACAUUGCUCCGCACAGCUCGCGGCACCUUCGCGCGUCCGAGAGAAAUGUCGAUGAUGGUAGCCCCGACACGCCCACGCCCUCAACCAUUACAAACCGGAGCGAUCAGGGCAGGCGAAGCGAUGCCCAACCAAAUCACCCCAAUUUCGGUGGAAGAUAGGUUGGGUCAUCCAACAAGCGCAUGAGCUUGUGGCAUGCUCAUCUCUUUAUGGAAUGGGGCCAAAGGUCCAGAUCUCCUACUAUGUCCAUGGGUAUUGUGCUCUCUCUUGUAUUGUUGUUUAGAGGACCCAAGGAGGGACUGUGUUUAGUUGGCCUCCUGCACGUUACAUACAGAAAGUGAAUGAUAGACACGUGUACUGUGUUCCACAGGAUGACUGAGUAUCGGAUCUUUAGAU
This is a messenger RNA of Cantharellus anzutake, 1490 nucleotides long. RefSeq lists its product as uncharacterized. The record is from RefSeq and is a predicted model, not a curated record. Lineage: Eukaryota; Fungi; Basidiomycota; Agaricomycetes; Cantharellales; Hydnaceae. Bases 140 to 1255 code for a protein of 371 amino acids. The transcript is spliced from 2 exons.